AUGGAUAAUCCUCGCAAUAAUAAUAAUGGUAGCAAAGACCCGCUGAUGCUGCUGCCCCCACAGCUCCCAAUACCUGCCGACGUCACAGCCGGUCUCUCCAAAGAGUUUGAUCUCCUCCACUUGGUGUACCUACGAAACAAGAACCAGUUCCACUCGUCGCACUGGUGGCCGUCAGUCCAACGCCUCCAUAAAACCGUGAGAAACAUUGUUCUGCUAAUACACUCCCACGCCUCCCACGUCGCAACGUGCCAGGCCAAACUAGCCACUUUCCAGAAGUUGAAGAAAAAACUCCAGUACCUUGACCGCCACAACCACAAGAUCCUUGGCCCCAUCUCCCGCAGGAUCAAACAUACCGUCAACCACUUCAUCUCCCGCUUGGUCCCAAAACUAUGGAGAGAUUUUCAUGGGAUAUUGUCGUUGGCACAGUUCAUCACCUUAGGGUUUUUCUUCAUUGCCAGUUUGGCGAAGAUCCACAGUUUGGUGUCCAAGAUUCAUCAAUCGUUGGGGGGUGGUACCCCAAAAAAGCUUGAGGAAGAAGUGAUUACUACUACUACUACUACAACAACAAAAAUGGACCAACCGACCAUUUCUGGUCUCGAAGAUUUCGGACAAGAAAUUACCGCGGAGGAUGCCAAAAACAUUACCACUGUUGAUACAAGUAUUCAACACUCAUCAAAUAAUCCAGCGUCGAAUAAAGAAAAGCGGAAAAAAAAAUCAAGCAAGAACUAUUUUGAUAAUUUAUUCAAUGAUCUGCCAACCGCCUCAAAGAUUCCAUCAUCAUCAUCAUCAUCAUCAUCAUCAUCAUCAUCAUCAUCAUCAUCAUCAUCAUCAUCAUCAUCAUCAUCAUCAUCAUCAAAGCAAAAAAAAGAAGAAGAAGAAUUGAAGGCGCCUACCCUUGAUAACCCAAAAAAACAAAAGCGAAAGACCAAGGAUUAUUUUGACGAUUUAUUUGGCGGUGAGACUCCAAAGAAAAAGAAGAAAAAGAAAACUAAUAAUAAUAAUAAUAAUAAUAAUAAUAAUCAAGGGGAAUAG
Messenger RNA from Saccharomycopsis crataegensis, 1032 nucleotides. RefSeq lists its product as uncharacterized. The transcript has a single exon. Lineage: Eukaryota; Fungi; Ascomycota; Saccharomycetes; Ascoideales; Saccharomycopsidaceae. Gene Ontology annotation, biological process: nuclear-transcribed mRNA catabolic process, RNase MRP-dependent; maturation of 5.8S rRNA from tricistronic rRNA transcript (SSU-rRNA, 5.8S rRNA, LSU-rRNA). Gene Ontology annotation, molecular function: rRNA primary transcript binding. The record is from RefSeq and is a predicted model, not a curated record. The coding region runs from base 1 to 1032 and encodes 343 amino acids. Gene Ontology annotation, cellular component: ribonuclease MRP complex.